Messenger RNA from Aspergillus alliaceus, 5598 nucleotides. Its product is annotated as aminophospholipid-translocating P4-type ATPase DNF3. Gene Ontology annotation, molecular function: ATP binding; magnesium ion binding; ATPase-coupled intramembrane lipid carrier activity. The transcript has a single exon. NCBI's taxonomy places the organism in Eukaryota, Fungi, Ascomycota, Eurotiomycetes, Eurotiales, Aspergillaceae. Gene Ontology annotation, biological process: endocytic recycling; phospholipid translocation; post-Golgi vesicle-mediated transport. The record is from RefSeq and is a predicted model, not a curated record. The coding region runs from base 263 to 5359 and encodes 1698 amino acids. Gene Ontology annotation, cellular component: plasma membrane.
CGUUGGAAGUACAAAGUGCUAUCGCUUACAACCGUCUCCGGACGCUGUGCUUAGAUCUUUUCUCCUCGCCCGCUCGAGUGAAGAAUGAACCAGGACUAUUCGUUUAGUCCCCGCCGAUACGCCGCUUGAUUGCCAUUACUUUCUUUCACAUUGGGAAUAUAUAAGGAGGCGGAGGCGCUAUACACAGCCAUCGCAGUCACUGGACGGACCAAAUUUAUACACAAUCUAGCCGUAAGGCUCUUGAGGGAGGAUCGUUCUCGCUAUGCCCAACCAGGAUGCGAGGGCCGACACAAAUCAGGACGCGCCAAUGGCGACGUCUGGUGAACCUAGUAUAACGGUGGAGGAAGUACCUGAACAGUAUUCUAACUCGGGAGCACCGCUUCCGAGAAGCCAUUCCGUCAAUGUUCCAUCGCGGCAUAGUAUCAGUCAAGAACGGCCGUCCAUGACCCCUGCACGAACUCUUUCGGAUUCUGGACGGAGGAAUUCCCAUCAGCCCCGUGUUGUUCGCUUCUCAGCCGACCUCGAGCGACCCGUUGUGGAAGAACCCCAAGAUUGUAAUCAUAGUAGGAGGCCAAACUCUAGGGGUUUGACCAUCGAUACUAGCAUUACUCGUCAGGGUCGUCUGUCUAUUAGUUCCCCAGAUCAUAGACCAAUUUCCCCUCUUUCCCCACACUCCGCACACUCCGCGCUGUCACCCUCGCCGCCGCAGAGCCCAGACUUAGGUCGCUCGCGAUCGCGCAAUCGCGGGUAUUCCCUUCGACGGACUAUUUUUGCGAAGAACAUUGUCACUGCGACCUCCCCGGGGGCUGUCUCGCCCAAUGACAUUGAAUUGGGUCAGCCUGUGAACCUCCAACGAGAGACUCUCACGGGAAAUGAACGGAGUCAGCAGAAAUCGAGCGACGACGAAGGGCAAGGUGCUCCUAAGAUGGAUGGUCAAUCUCAGCGCAAUUCGACAGAAGAUGAAAAACAAGAGGUAAUUGUAACUCAGACCUCGGCACCUGAACAUAGUCCUGUUCAUAGAGACGAUACUUCGACAGCAUAUUUUUCCUCCGACCUUUCGGAAGGCCUCAAGGAAAGUAGGCACAUGUCUACUACGAUCUCAUACGAGAAAUGGCUAAAGAGACGGGCCACCAUUGCGACAUUCAAAGCCCGGUAUGAUGAAAUUAUGGAAUCACUUCGCAAGACAAUCCUUCGAAUCAAAGAUAUUCCUCCAAGCAAGGAUGGCCGUCACAUCGAUCUUGAUCCCACUAGGACAGAGGAUUUGGUCGAUGAGAGGACCGGAAAACCCUACUGUGGAAAUUGGAUCCGAUCUAGUCGUUACAGUCUUUGGAGCUUUUUCCCUCGACAACUUUUCGCGCAAUUUACCAAACUGGCGAACUUUUACUUCCUUGUGGUAGCGAUCUUGCAGAUGAUACCUGGUUUGAGUACGACAGGUUCCUUCACCACUUUGGUCCCGCUGUUGAUAUUUGUGGGGAUCUCUAUGGGAAAAGAAGGGUUCGACGAUUGGCGUCGCUAUCGCUUGGAUAAAGAAGAGAACAAUCGCCAUGUGUCCGUUUUACGUCCAGGUGCUGGGAUAAUGGCGCAAAAUUCCUCCAGUGACAGCAUCUCCAUAGCCAGUGAUGCUCAAGAUUGGACGUUAGUGAAGUGGAAAGACAUCAAAGUUGGAAAUAUUGUCAAACUAGAGCGUGAUCAGCCUGUACCAGCAGAUAUGGUUUUGCUCCACGCAGACGGACCUAACGGCGUCGCUUACAUCGAGACCAUGGCCUUGGAUGGUGAGACAAAUCUCAAAAACAAGCAGCCCUGUCAGCCGGUCGCGAAGGUGUGUGCGACAGUCGAUGGUAUUUGCAGCAAUUCUAUGCACUUUGCUGUCGAGGAUCCCAAUAUUGACCUCUAUAAGUUCGAUGGUAAUGUGACGGUUGCCGCUGGUGAAAAAAUGCCCCUGACCAAUAACGAGGUUGUCUACCGUGGUAGCAUCAUGCGUAACACCGAGCGGGCCAUCGGUAUGGUCAUAUACACCGGUGAAGAGUGCAAAAUUCGAAUGAACGCGAACAAAAACCCUCGAAUCAAGUCUCCUGCACUCCAGGCCCGUGUCAACCGGGUAGUGAUGCUGAUUGUUCUCUUGGUGGUUGUGCUGGCAGUGGCCUGUACUGUUGCGUAUAUGUAUUGGUCAGAUGAUGUUGAGCAGAACUCUUGGUACCUUCAGAAGGCAAAUGUGUCCUACGGUCCAAUUUUCACCUCUUUCUUGAUUAUGUUCAAUACCAUGAUUCCUAUUUCACUCUAUGUGAGCAUGGAAAUUGUCAAAGUCGCCCAAAUGCUGAUGUUGAACGCUGAUAUCGACAUGUACGACCCGGAGACUGACACUCCAAUUGAGGCACGGACUUCCACUAUCAACGAGGAACUAGGACAGGUCAGCUACAUUUUCUCCGACAAAACCGGCACUUUAACGAACAACUCAAUGCGCUUCCGCAAGAUGAGUGUCGCUGGUACUGCGUGGUAUCAUGACUCCGACCUGCGUGAAGAGGCCGCUAAAGAGGGAGGCCGAGAAAAGCUCAUCCACAAAAAGCGGAGUUUUAAAGGCAAAAAGGCCAUGGUUCGCAAGUCCAACGUGUCAGAGGCCAGAUCUUUUCUCGCUAGGCCUAGCCUGGCUGCUGACGGGACACGGAAAACCGGCCGACCGGCGCUCGACUAUCGUACUGCUGAUAUGCUCAAGUAUAUCCAACGCAAGCCUUACACCGUGUUUGCGCGCAAAGCCAAAUUGUUCAUCUUGGCCAUGGCCUUGUGUCACACGUGCAUCCCGGAAAGCGAUGAGCUUGGGAAUAUCUCCUUCCAGGCGGCAUCACCCGAUGAAUUGGCGUUAGUCAUGGCUGCCCAAGAACUCGGAUAUCUCGUCACAGACCGACAGGCAAAUACUUUAACGGUCCGGACAUACCCUAAUGGGUCUAGUGAGCCGGCCACUGAAGAGGUCUACGAAGUUCUAGAUGUGAUAGAAUUCUCAAGCAGUCGUAAGCGGAUGUCGGUUGUGGUGCGAAUGCCUGAUCAGCGAAUCUGCUUGUUUUGUAAAGGUGCGGACAGCAUCGUGAUGCAGCUGCUCAAGCGAGCAGCCCUUGCGCAAGAGAAGGCGGUCGAGAUUGAAAGGCGUGCUAGCAAACGCAAGGCGGCCGAAGCAAGUGAAUACAUCAGGCGAAACAGCGAGUAUCAGACUCGCAAUAGUGGGGUGCGGACAAGCUUAGGUCGGCCUAGCAUGACGCACAGACGCUCUAGCGUUUCCGGGCAGCAUAUUUCAACACUGCGGGCAAGUAUCGAUGUAUGGCUUCGUGACAGAGAGACAGAUGGCGGUAUCUUAAAUCGAGCGAACGAUGCCGAGUAUUACAGCCCGCGCCCUUCGGCUCAGAUAGGACGGCCGUCUACUACCCUGUCGGACUCGGGAAGCUCAGUCAAUGAGGAUGAGGAGGAAGACUUGGUAGAGGAAGCUCUGGUGGUCAACGAGGCAAGUGUUUUCGAGAGGUGUUUCCAGCACUUGAAUGACUUCGCCACUGAAGGGUUACGAACUCUGUUAUACGGUCACCGUUUCCUUGACGAAGCUUCGUACAACAGUUGGAAGGCAGCCUAUCGUGAAGCAUGCACAAGUCUUGUGGAUAGACAGGAGAAGAUCGAGAAAGUCGGUGAGCAGCUUGAACAGCAGCUUGAGUUAACGGGUGCAACGGCCAUCGAGGACAAGUUGCAGAAGGGCGUGCCUGAAGCUAUUGACAAGCUCCGACGAGCUAACAUCAAGUUAUGGAUGUUAACGGGUGACAAACGCGAGACAGCAAUCAACGUGGGCCAUUCAUGUCGUUUAGUGAAGGAUUACUCGACCCUUGUUAUCCUCGACCAAGAGACUGGCGAGGUUGAACGAUCUAUUGUGAAAUUAACCUUGGACCUCACUCAAGGCACAGUAGCACACUCGGUAGUUGUGGUUGACGGGCAAACGCUGGCGAUGAUUGAAGCAGACGAGACUCUGAGAGUACGAUUCUUCAAGCUUGCCAUCCUUGCCGAUUCGGUGAUUUGCUGUCGUGCCAGUCCCAAGCAGAAAGCCUUCCUUGUGAAGUCAAUCCGGAAGCAGGUGAAGGAUUCUAUCACUCUUGCGAUUGGUGAUGGUGCCAACGACAUUGCUAUGAUCCAGGAAGCUCAUGUUGGCAUCGGUAUUACGGGCAAGGAAGGUCUGCAGGCGGCACGCAUUUCGGACUACUCGAUUGCUCAAUUCCGGUUCUUGUUAAAAUUGCUCCUUGUCCACGGGCGGUGGAACUACAUGCGAGCCUGCAAGUAUACUUUGGGUACGUUCUGGAAAGAAAUGUUAUUCUACCUGACUCAGGCGCUUUAUCAGCGCUGGAAUGGCUAUACUGGCACCAGCUUGUACGAACCGUGGAGUUUGAGUAUGUUCAACACUCUUUUCACAUCCUUGGCUGUCAUCUUCUUGGGUAUUUUCACAAAGGAUUUAGCAGCAUCUACUCUCCUGGCUGUGCCGGAACUGUACACCAAAGGCCAGCAACAUGGCGGCUUCAACAUCAAGCUAUAUCUGGGCUGGACAUUUAUGGCCACGUGCGAGGCGAUGAUAGUCUACUUUACUAUGUUUGGUCUUUGGGCCAAUGUGCUGUUCACCCACACCGGAAGCGAUAUCUUCUCAUCUGGGCUUCUCACAUACACGGCAUGCGUAAUCAUCAUCAACACCAAGUUGCAGGCGCUGGAGGUUCACAACAAGACAUAUCUAUCGCUCGCGGUGUUCAUUAUUUCGGUGGGUGGCUGGUUCGUGUGGGACAUGAUUCUGUCCCGUCAAUACAACAUCAGUGCGGGAGAUGGUAUUUACCAUGUGCCCGGCAAUUUCAUUUUCCAGUCAGGCCAUGAUCUGGCUUUCUGGGCGGUCUUGCUCCUCACGGUUGUGGCCGUCAUCAUAUUUGAGAUCACGGUUAGUGCGGUGCGGGCCAUCCUUUUUCCCACAGAUGUGGAUAUUUUCCAGGAGUAUGAGCAGGAUCUGGAGAUCCGGAAGAGAUUCGAGGAAGCCGCGGCAUCGGAGCUGCAGCAGGGUUGGGAUCACGGCUCCAAAAAAUCCAGCCUUGAGUUGGCCCGCGAAGUGGAAAUGGAAGCCCGAGAGAAACAGGUACAGGAGCUGCUCUCCCGGCCGAGAGUGAUGACCAAGACAGGAUCUGGUCAGAGGGACACGGAGACAGAAGUAGAACUGGUCGCUUAUAGCAGCAGCGCUAACCACGCUGUCGACCACCCGAAUCACACGAUAGAUGAUGACGUGAUGAAUCCCCGUCGACGGUCCCUUGAGAUUCAUGAAUUAUUUACGAAGGGCUUCGGAGCGAUCCGGAAGGGACACUUGUAGUGAUCCUCUUCAAUUUACUUUGUUGCUGGGUGCAAAGUGUGUCCUGUUAAAAAAAAAAAAUUUUCCUUCUCUUUCUUUUACAAAGCGUGAUGGCGUUUGGAAGUGGAUACCCCCUUUGGACAGUCACUCAUUUCUUUUGACUUAAAUGUUACAUCGUGUUCAUUAUCGGCUGGUGAGGAAAUAUUUAUAUACGCAUUACCCCGAUGUAUAAUAGAACGAAAACCACCUCAGCGUGUCCA